UUAAUCAAAGUAAAAGAAGAAACAAUCGAACAACCAAGACUCAAGAUGUCUGAAGAAAAACGUAGCGAGACCUACCGUUUGCCCGCGGAUUCCUCCGACUCAUCGGAUUUGUCUCCAUCCGACAGAUACAACACUCCAAACCCGACGCCUUCGAAAUUUCAUACAGAAUCGAGUCCCAGCAUGAGUAGUCUGAUAGAAAGGUUGAGGCAGUUGCGAGUGAAGACGCCCGUGGCGCCCAGGGUACCCUUUCCUACUCCUGUUAAACUAUCUCCCACUGACUCUUCCGAGUCGUCCUCGAGCAAAGACACCAAGCUACCCAUCUGUAGUGGGCCUGAUCUGAUGAAGAUGUUAGAAAUACAUAUCAAUACGCGUUUAUCGAUUUCUGAAGAACAAUGCAGUCCAGUUCAAGGCAGCUACAGUAUCGACGACGAAACGUUGAAGACGAUGCUAGCCAAAGAACAUAAACGUCGCCAGAUGAAAAAUUGGGAAUUAGACAAGGAGAAAUUAGUUGAAGGGAAGAGCGAAAUGAUCUUGAGUCCGCUUUUAAGUCGCCGUUUGAAAAAGAAUCGAAAGUUCUUCGCGGACAUCCCACCUCUGGAAGAAACUGAUUCACCGCAGUCAAGUGUGGACAGCUCUCUCCGGGUUGAAACUGGUUCACCUCUGUUAAUCGACUGUCCCCCGGAAUGUGAGCCAGCUCGUCAUGACGAUGAACUGGCAUUCUUAUCACAUAGCUUGCACAACAUCUCCAGAGCGUUUUCGGAAUUAUUGUCGUUUAAUAGAGAUAUUGUGGGAUGCGAAGUUAGUGACAAAGAGAGUAGCGAAAAGUUGGAUACGAAUAUAUCGAUGGAAGAAGAGAAAUUUAGGCAGGCUAUAGACAUUUACUUGGGAGAUACCGUGAGUUACGCGCAGAAAGAGAUGGUGUUCGAUAGCUAUAUGAGUAGCAUUAAUUUGAACAAAUCUGAAGAUUUUAUCAAAUCUAGUAACAAUAAGUACGUGACGUCUAACCAGAAUCCCGAAGAGAACAGAGAGGACGAUCUUGUUAGUAAAUUCUUGUCUAGGGUUUCUUUGAAAGAUCUGGAUGAGGAUCGAAGAGAGGCGAAUUUGAAGGUUAAAAUGGUCGAAGAGAAGAUCGUGGAUGAGAAUAUGUCCAAAGAAGAAGGAAGCAUCAUGUCUCCAAGCGGAACGUGUAUUGAAUCUCCCAAUAGAGACAUUUUUCUGAAAAAAAGUUGCUCCGAAUCCGAUAUUUCAAACAGUCCUAAAACCAACGAUGACGUUAUAUCCGAAGAGUAUAUCAAAAGGUUGGAUAGAUCUCAGUCGAUGACGGACGAGUUAACACGCGCCGGGUCCUACUCAGAGCUAUCAACGAAUUUUAAUAUGCAGAUCGAAGAGAGGGAUACUGACACUUUCAAAUUGAUAAAUUUUUUUGAUACAACUAAUGAUCAAGAAAGCUCUGAUGACCUCAUAAAUUUUUCGAUAGUUCCUAUACAGAAAUCGCCUGGCUCGGUUGAUUCUUUGACGAGUCCAAAAGAAGAUACAAAUAAUGAUCAAAGAGAUUUGAAAUCAUAUGUUAGUGACAAUUAUAACGAAGAUUUGAAUAAAAGCGGUGAAGAUAAUGUUGCGAGCGUUUAUUAUUCAGUCAGCUCUCGCGAGAGCAUUGGUUUAAACGAAUUUCUCAGUGAAGUAGACAAUAUAAAGGAUUCUUCUAUUGAUUCGAGUGAACGAGAGUUGUUGAUAGACACGAGUCAUAAAAAUUGUGUUCCAUUGCCUGACGAAGAAGAUGAAGUUUUCGAAAAUUUUGGUUUGGUCGAGACUUUUAAGAAGGAGGCCUAUUUCCAUUCGUUUCUGAGAAGAGUGAUGAAGAGAGAAUGGAUACGUUCGAUCAGAAAAUCGAGGAAUUCGCCAGAGAUAAUGACGGAUGCUGAAAAUGAUAAGAAGAAAUCGGAGGAAGCGAAAAAGGAAGAUACGCCGUCUUCGUCGAUGCAGAAAGAUGACGGCAGUGAUCUAAAAUCGGCGAAGUAUUACGAAAAGGAAGAAUGUCUGAAAAUAAAAUUUAAGAAGAGGGAGCCUAAGAUAUUGGAAGAGAGAAAUUCAGGUAAUCUGUAUCGUGUCGAUUUGUUUUAGAAAAAGAUGAAGAAAUUUAGUCUCGUCGCGUUGUAAAUGUACAAUUGAAAAUGUACAAUUGCAGAUGUAUCGUUUGACGUCGGAAAUCUGUGUAUAACAUUUUUAUUUGA
Bombus pyrosoma is the source of this 2231-nucleotide messenger RNA. RefSeq lists its product as uncharacterized. NCBI's taxonomy places the organism in Eukaryota, Metazoa, Arthropoda, Insecta, Hymenoptera, Apidae. The transcript has a single exon. The coding region runs from base 46 to 2121 and encodes 691 amino acids. The record is from RefSeq and is a predicted model, not a curated record.